Strongylus vulgaris is the source of this 360-nucleotide messenger RNA. The record is from the annotation of a GenBank genome assembly. NCBI's taxonomy places the organism in Eukaryota, Metazoa, Nematoda, Chromadorea, Rhabditida, Strongylidae.
AUGGAGAAGCUUGACAAAUUGGUGUCGAGGCUUGAGAAGGUCACUGCAAAACUAGAAAGCUUGGGUGCUUCAAGACCGCAACUCGCUCCGAAACCUGCUCAUCUUGGUGGAAGUGGUGGUGCUUCCGCUGACGCUCCACCCCAUGUGAAGGCGUACGAUUCUGCAUUAUCAGAUGUAGUCGAGAGAUGGGCUGGUCUUUCAAAGCAAAUUGGUGGCGACGUUCUCACGAUGAGUGAUAAAGUCAUGCAUGUGCUCGAAUCGCUGAAAAACUUCUUGUGGAUGGCAGCUGGCCGGUCAGAACCUUCUCCUGAUGAGGUCCAGAAGCUAUGUGCCCCCAUUGUUAAUCUUCUGAAAGAUAUA